This is a messenger RNA of Botrytis sinoallii, 1116 nucleotides long. RefSeq lists its product as uncharacterized. NCBI's taxonomy places the organism in Eukaryota, Fungi, Ascomycota, Leotiomycetes, Helotiales, Sclerotiniaceae. Gene Ontology annotation, biological process: pantothenate biosynthetic process. Bases 1 to 1116 code for a protein of 371 amino acids. Gene Ontology annotation, molecular function: pantoate-beta-alanine ligase activity. The record is from RefSeq and is a predicted model, not a curated record. The transcript has a single exon.
AUGUUGCCCCUCCUCAGCUCGACUGCCAAGGUAUACGGCGCACCACGAGCAUUCUCGACAACUUCUGCCCUUCUCCGUCGAGUCGCGAAUCCAACAAUACCGGGUACCUCUAUCAAGAUCUUCCGAGAUGUACCUGCUUUACGCCAAUGGCGCCGUAAACAAUUAAUCGAUCAUCGAAUGGUUGGUCUCGUGCCAACCAUGGGAGCUCUUCAUGAGGGUCACCUAUCACUUAUUCGCCUUGCUGCAGCAGAAAACUCAAAUGUCAUAGUGAGCGUCUACGUUAAUCCAACCCAAUUUGGUGUUCACGAAGAUCUUGACAGCUAUCCGAAGACAUGGGAAAAGGAUUGCAAGAUGUUGAAAGGACUUGAUAUGGAAUUGGCCGACAAUGGGAACAUGGGUAAGAUCGCAGCUGUAUUUGCGCCUACAACAGAAACGAUGUACCCGAGUGGACCGCCAAGUCAAGAGGUUAAAGCGAAAGGAAGCUUCAUCACUAUUACACCAGUUGGAGAGCUACUAGAGGGGGCAAGCCGGCCAACAUUUUUCAGAGGAGUGGCUACUGUCUGCAUGAAGCUGUUCAAUAUUGUUAUGCCAGAUAAUGUUUAUUUUGGACAGAAGGAUGUACAGCAAACUGUUGUUAUAAAGAAGAUGGUUAAGGAUUUCUGCUUCGACACCAAAGUUGUCAUCGGAGAAACCCAAAGAGAGCACGAUGGCUUGGCAUUGAGUUCACGGAAUGUUUAUUUGGGAAAGAGGAGAAGAAAUGUAGCUACAGCAUUAUCAAAAAUGCUUAAAGUUGCGGAGCAGGGAUACAAUCUUGGACAUCGAUCACGAGAUGAGCUUCUGGGGCCUGCAUUGGAAUUGUCGAAGUUGAUAUUAAUGGAACAGUAUCAAUUGAAGCCCGAAGAACGAGUAAGAUAUGAGGUGGAUUAUAUCUCGUUAGCUGAUCCUGAGACGAUGGAAGAAAUCGAGGAGGUUGACGAAACAAAAGGCGCAAUCUUGAGCGGCGCAAUCAAGAUGUUGCCAGUAGAAGCACCACAAGUUGGAGAGGAUCUCGGUUUAUCUGAUGGACCUCCAGUCAGGCUAAUAGAUAACAUCAUAUUGAAACCUGUUAAGGUCUAA